CCUUUUACCUCCUCCUCCUCCUCCUCCAGCUCAGGUUGCUGCUUCUGGGGGAGCAGCUCACCUUUCCGGAGGUGGGGAAGCAGCCCCAAGCCGGGCGGGGACCCGGGCAGGGCGCAGGGCACGGCGCUCAGCCCGCGGCACCCUGGCCGUCGCGGGUGGGCGCUGUGCGCCGCAACCCCCUGGACACGCGCGGACCUGCCCUGGUGACCAUGAACAAGAUGAAGAACUUUAAGCGCCGCUUCUCCCUGUCCGUGCCACGCACCGAGACCAUCGAAGAGUCCUUGGCCGAGUUCACCGAGCAGUUCAAUCAACUCCACAACCGCCGGAAUGAGGGCCUGCAGCUCGGUCCUCUGGGCGGAGACCCCCAGCCAGAGCCCAGCACGUUCUCCCCCACGGACAGUGGGGAGGACCCGAGGCCACUGUCCCCUGGCACACAGUACCAGCGGCAGAACCAGCGCCGAUUCUCCAUGGAGGACAUCAGCAAGAGGCUCUCUCUGCCCACGGACAUCCGCCUGCCUCCGGAGUUCCUGCAGAAGCUUCAGCUGGAGAGUCCGGCCUUGCCCAAGCCGCUUAGCCGCAUGUCCCGCCGCGCUUCCCUGUCAGACAUCGGCUUCGGGAAACUGGAAACAUACGUGAAGCUGGACAAACUGGGGGAGGGCACCUAUGCCACAGUCUUCAAGGGGCGCAGCAAGCUGACGGAGAACCUGGUGGCUCUGAAGGAGAUCCGGCUGGAGCACGAGGAAGGGGCCCCCUGCACAGCCAUCCGAGAAGUGUCUCUGCUGAAGAACCUGAAGCAUGCCAACAUCGUGACCCUGCACGACCUCAUUCACACGGAGCGGUCCCUCACGCUGGUGUUCGAGUACCUGGACAGCGACUUGAAGCAAUACCUGGACCACUGUGGGAACCUGAUGAGCAUGCACAACGUCAAGAUCUUCAUGUUCCAGCUGCUCCGGGGGCUCGCCUACUGCCACCGUCGCAAGAUCCUGCACCGGGACCUGAAGCCGCAGAACCUGCUCAUCAAUGAGAGAGGGGAGCUGAAGCUGGCUGACUUUGGUCUGGCCCGGGCCAAGUCAGUGCCCACAAAGACCUACUCCAAUGAGGUGGUGACGCUGUGGUACCGGCCUCCUGAUGUGCUGCUGGGCUCCACGGAGUACUCCACCCCCAUCGAUAUGUGGGGCGUGGGCUGCAUCCACUACGAGAUGGCCACAGGGAGGCCCCUCUUCCCCGGCUCCACAGUGAAAGAGGAGCUGCAUCUCAUCUUCCGACUCCUGGGGACCCCUACAGAAGAAAUGUGGCCAGGUGUCACGGCCCUCACGGAGUUCCAAGCCUAUAACUUUCCCCGGUACCUGCCCCAGCCGCUCAUCAGCCACGCUCCCAGAUUGGACCCUGACGGCAUCAACCUCCUCUCCAGCCUCCUCCUGUACGAAUCCAAGAGCCGUGUGUCGGCAGAGGCGGCCCUCAGCCACCCCUACUUCCGGUCUCUGGGUGAGGACGUGCACGAGCUAGAAGACACUGCCUCUGUCUUCUCCCUGAAGGACAUUCAGCUCCAAAAGGAUCCAGGCUCCCGGAGCCUGGCCUUCCAUCAGCCAGGAAGAGGGAAGGGCCGGCGACAGAGCAUCUUCUGAUCCGAGCGCCCUGCUGCAGCUGAGCUGGGAGCGGUCACCCCUCGGGAGGACGGGGCCUGUGCUGUCUCAGACUGAGUCAGAAGGACUGCCCGGCGUGGCCACCCUGCUUCCCAUGCGCCUCCCUGUGGCCUCUGCCUGGCCAUCAACCCCUCUGUCACCACCCUUGGGUGGUGCCUGAGCUGCUUCCCUGGUGGGAAUGGAGGUGGCCUCAGACUGCUUCCUACCAGACAGAAAGCAGGUGCCAGGCUGAGCACCAUGCCCCACUAGGGGCACCCUCAUCCUCCAUCCUUUACCACCUUCCCCACUGAGAGCAGAAAGGGGUGUGGCAGCUCGGCUGGGGUCCCAGAACCCUGGGUGCCAAUGUGAAUGCUAAAUCCUCCCUUCCCCUGAGGGUCUGGCGCCCCCAGAGUCCCCUACCUCUUGUCACUGCCUGCACCACCUCUCUCUUCUGAGGUCCCACACCCCUCACGUUCCACCAGAGGCUGGUGGCACUGGGAUGGUGACAGGUGUUCCUGUGCCCACCCCAAACCCCUCCCCCUGCCUAGUCUGAGUAGAGUGGCCUUAAAUGGCAGGUGGUGGAGCCCCUGGAGCUCAGACCCCAGUGCCUACCUGUCCCCCCUCCCAAGAAUGACUCCUGCUUAUCACCCUGAGCCUGAUAAGCCAGCCCUCAGUCCAGGGCCUGGGGAAGGGCCCCAGAUAUGAAGGGUCACCCUGACCUUGGUGACAGGCCACCUUGGCUCCUUGGGACUGGCCCAGCCUUCCUGGUCCCUUCCAUCCCAGGCCCUGUGACUCUGUCCUUGAUAGGUCACACAGAGGAGAGCAGUCAUGGGCCAAGGUCGUGAGCCAAGGUCGGCACAAGAGGUAGGUGGGAACAGAUUGUCCUGAGAGCCCAGCCCCAGGCUGGAGGCCCCAAGGAAGGCCCCUGUCACCACCCCCGCCCAGCAAGCUUCUUCUACCCCAAGCUUCCUUAGCACAGGACUGAAUGUUGGCAGAGGCCAGCACCCUCCCCGCCUCGGCCUUUCUAAACAAGCCCCCUGCUGCAGCUCCCCUCAGCCUGAGGGGACUCCCCAAAGCCCCUCUUCCCCACCCCCAGGGAUGCCUCCCUCCGGCCCUUCCCCACUGUACUGUGAAUGUCCCGUGACUCAGCACAAAGACAGAUAAUAUAUUUAAUUCAUGUUGUACGGAA
Messenger RNA from Echinops telfairi (small Madagascar hedgehog), 2811 nucleotides. RefSeq names its product cyclin dependent kinase 18 (gene CDK18). Gene Ontology annotation, molecular function: ATP binding; protein kinase activity. Gene Ontology annotation, biological process: protein phosphorylation. NCBI's taxonomy places the organism in Eukaryota, Metazoa, Chordata, Mammalia, Afrosoricida, Tenrecidae. The coding region runs from base 210 to 1625 and encodes 471 amino acids. Gene Ontology annotation, cellular component: nucleus; cytoplasm. The record is from RefSeq and is a predicted model, not a curated record. The transcript has 16 exons.